GGAAGAUUGGUUCCGGAAUCCUAUCAUCCUCUGGUACAUAUGGCAGCUGCAUCAGCGGGUGAAGUGAUAUCAUGUGUUGUAGGGGUUCCUGUAGAAGUGGUCAAACAAAGAGCCCAGGCUAAUACAAAAUUUACAAGUUCUCAAGUUUUUAGAAUGACGAUAAGACAAGAGGGAAUUCGUGGUUUGUAUAGAGGAUAUUUAAGUACAGUUAUACGAGAGAUUCCAUUGUCAUUUAUUCAAAUGCCCAUUUGGGAGAUUUUAAAAAAAUUUUGGUCAAGGAAACAGCAACGAGCAGUGAAUCCAUGGGAAUCGGCAACAUGUGGUGCUCUUUCAGGAGGAGUUGCAGCUGCCAUUACUACACCACUAGAUGUUGCCAAAACUAGAAUUAUGUUAGCGAAGCAUGGUACAAAAACUGCUACAUCUAAUAUAUUUCAAGUAAUUCAUAAUAUAGGAUACAAGGAGGGUGUUCAUGGACUAUUUGCUGGAGUUCUUGCACGAACAUUAUGGAUGAGUCUUGGUGCAUGCAUCUUUUUUGGAAUAUAUGAAAAAUCUAAAAUUAUAUUAUCGUAGCAUUAUCGGUGUAGUAUUAUUAGUAUGCCUGUGAUGAUAAAGAACAAGGAGCUUAUAUUGUUGACACUUGUGGCUGCAAUAUCUUUUAUAUAUAGUAGUUUUUAUCUGAACUUUUUUAACCUAGGAUAUAUCUUAAAAAAAUCUCCAAAUUAGU
Molecule: messenger RNA, 724 nt
Organism: Saccoglossus kowalevskii
Lineage: Eukaryota; Metazoa; Hemichordata; Enteropneusta; Harrimaniidae
Product: mitochondrial S-adenosylmethionine carrier protein-like
Biological process (GO): transmembrane transport
Source: RefSeq, a predicted model, not a curated record